AUGGACGGAGAAGAUUGGAUCUCGCAAUCUUUUGUCUUCCUUCGAUUCGACUUUCUUGGAUGAGCUAGCUGCUUCGUGCAGAGGACAUGUUUUGGCGAGGGACUCACGUCGUCGCCGCGAGGUUGCCAGCAACAAUGCUUUCUUUAGCAAACCCUGCCUGCCUUGCUAAGAGAGGAGAGAGAAAGACCAUGUCUCCCUCAACCUCCGGCGACCUCUCCUCUCUCUCCACCACCUCCUCCCUCCACCAUCCUCUCCCCUCCCACCACCCUUCGCAUGCCUCACAAACUAACCACUAUUGAGGCAUCGACCUUGAUCGCAAGCUCGUAGGCCGCCGCGGCAAGAAAUGGAUAGGAUCCCCAUCGCGCCGCUCAAGUCCAGCAGCUUCUCGGCGGCCACCACCCGGGAGGACAGGCUCGCCCGCAACCUCUCGCUCGGCCCCAUCAAGCUCACCGAGCCCGUCAAGGAGGCGCGCGUCGAGAAGGCCGACAGCAAUAAUGCCGGCGGCGGGGACGCGGCGGGCGGCGGCGAGGACGGCGCGCCGGACGAGGCCACCACCGAGCCGGACUUCGCCACGCUGUCGGCGGAGAUCGACGCGUUUCUCGCCGCCCGCAGGGCCGGCGAGUCGCCGCCGCCCGUGUCGGAGGUGACGCUGGACAGGUUCGCCAGCGCCGUGGAGCAGGAGAUCGCGCCGUCGGAGGGGACCGAGGACAAGUGGGUGCCCGAGGCGCCCGGCGAGGCGCCGCCGCUGCUAGCGGCGAUCAAGCGCAUCGCGGCGCUCUCGUCGGCGCUGACCGAGACCCAGCAGGCGGACAGGUACACCAUCGGUGUGCACCGCGUGACGGGCGUGCUCCACCGCGCCAUGACGUUCGUGGAGGACGAGUUCCACGCGCUGCUCGAGGACCCCCGCGUGGCCAAGGCGGUGCCCGGCGGCGGCGGCGACACCGGCAGCGCCACGGGGCGGUCGUCGAUGCGCCGGCCGCCGUCGUUCGGGCACGGCGCGGAGCCCGACCGCUGCGUGAUCCCCUCGGCGGACGGCGGCGGCGCUGGCGGGGAGGCCUCCCCGCCGUUCCCGCCGGAGACCGUGGAGCGGCUGCGCGCCAUGGCGGAGGCCAUGCUCGCGGCGGGGUACGCCACCGAGUGCGCCGAGGUGUUCCUGGUGGCGCGGCGGAACGCGCUGGACGCGUCGCUGCAGAGCCUGGGCUACGACAAGCCCAGCAUCGACGACGUGGUGCGGAUGCCGUGGGAGGCGCUGGAGCUGGAGGUGGCCACGUGGAUCAAGGCGUUCCACCACACCGUCGAGGUCGGGCUCCCCGGCGAGCGCGACCUCUGCGCGCGCGUCUUCGCCGUCGAGGGCGGCGAGGGCCUCGGGCGCGGCAUCUUCGCGGACCUGGCGCGCUGCACCAUGCUGCACCUGCUCAACUUCACGGAGGCCGUGGCGCUUCAGAAGCGCGCCGCCGAGAAGCUGUUCAAGGUGCUCGACAUGUACGAGGUGAUCCGCGACGUGGCGCCCGCCGUGGACGCGCUCGGCGCCGGCGGCGAGGAGGAGGCCGGCUCCGGCACCCUGGCCGACCUCAGGUACGAGCUGGCGUCGGUGCGGUCCCGCCUGGGCGAGUCGGCGGCGGCCAUCUUCUGCGACCUGGAGAGCUCGAUCCGCGCGGACGCCGGGAAGCAGCCGGUCCCCGGAGGCGCCGUGCACCCGCUGACCCGGUACCUGAUGAACUACCUCAAGUACGUGUGUGCGUACAAGAACACCCUGGAGCAGGUGUUCCAGGAGUACCGGCGCCCCGACGACGACGAGCAGCCGCACGGCGAGGGCGGCGCCGGCGCCGGCGACCCGUUCGCGGCGCAGCUGAUGGAGGUGAUGGAGCUGCUGCACGGGAACCUGGAGGCCAAGUCGCGGCUGUACAAGGACCCGUCGCUGAGCAGCAUCUUCCUGAUGAACAACGGGCGGUACAUGCUGCAGAAGAUCCGGGGCUCGCCGGAGAUCAACGCGGUGGUCGGCGAGGCGUGGUCGCGGAAGCGGUCGACGGACCUGCGGCAGUACCACAAGAACUACCAGCGGGAGACGUGGAGCCGCGUGCUCAACCUGCUCCGGGACGACGGCGUGAUCACCGUGAAGGGGCACGUGCAGAAGCAGGUGCUCAAGGACCGGUUCAAGCAGUUCAACGCCGCCAUGGACGAGAUCCAGCGGACGCAGGGGGCGUGGGUGGUCAGCGACGAGCAGCUGCAGUCGGAGCUCAGGGUCUCCAUCGCCGCCGUCAUCGUGCCGGCCUACCGCUCCUUCCUCGGCCGCUUCGCGCAACAUUUCACCGCGGGGAGGCAGACGGAGAAGUACGUCAAGCUCAGCGGCGAGGACCUCGAGGCCAUCAUCGAGGAGCUCUUCGACGGCAACGCCGUCUCCAUGCCCAGGAGAAGGAUGUAAUAAUGUAAUAAUAUGCAUACCAUACAUAUAGUAAUUUGAUUUAAGCAAUUAUAUAUCAUUACUGUAUUUUAUUUUUCUGUUUUAAUUUUGAUCGUUCAUGAGAGCGUUGGUGGAACAGUACAGAUGAUGUUGUAAUCCUAUACUUUAAAAACUCACUGCAUUGAUGUACGUUGCUAAUCAAUGCCUGUUCAUAUGUGCUAA
Molecule: messenger RNA, 2623 nt
Organism: Panicum virgatum (switchgrass)
Lineage: Eukaryota; Viridiplantae; Streptophyta; Magnoliopsida; Poales; Poaceae
Product: exocyst complex component EXO70B1-like
Exons: 1
Coding region: 344-2422 (692 amino acids)
Biological process (GO): exocytosis
Cellular component (GO): exocyst
Molecular function (GO): phosphatidylinositol-4,5-bisphosphate binding
Source: RefSeq, a predicted model, not a curated record